CGGAUUUAUAAAUGAAAUUCUACAUGGGAACUCGCCUCAGACUGUAGAUGAUCUUUGCUGGUACAAAGGCCGAGUUUUCAAGUGAUUUCUGACAUUUAUUCCGCAUCAAAAGUCAUGUGAAAUCUCCAUCCUGUUGUUUUUCAUGGAAAUCUGCAUUACCGUCCACGUGGCCGUGUGUUUUUUUGUUUUGUUUUUUCACACAGGUUUAAAAUCCGCAUCAAGUAAUGACAACCCACGUCUUGACGCGGAUCUAAUCCGUGUGCAUAUCCAUGUCAGUGCAAACUGCAAAUCUGUAGGGUCACCUUCCAAUUUCCAUCACAGAUUCUGGGGAUUUUUCCUCACAACUGUUUGCUGUAUAAAAAUUAUGCCGAUUCUCAAAUGGAAAAAGGGUGCAUUUACAUGAGGUGUUUUGGGCUGCACUACAAUAAACCCACAUGCAGUUUUGCCUAGAACUGCUCCACCUGUGGCUUUUUAUUUUUUUUGUAGCAUGGCUGUUAUAAUUCAAGCACAUUAAAACAUGCGGUUUUGAUUAAGUAAAAAAGUAUCAUGUAAAUACAGCCUAAGAGGUGUGCAGAAGGUAACCAAUCAUGUUUUAGAUAUCAUUUGCUCAUCUGUUAUAGACAAAUGAGAGCUAGAUUCUGAUUGGUUGCCAGGGGGGGCACCGCCUGCGGGCUCUCGUUUCUACACACGAGCGUUCUGUUGCUAGCCACGUGACGGCUCUUUCUGCAGAAGCAGUGAUGACGUCACAUCCGUUUCGGCGCCGCUCACGGAAGCGGAAGGUGUUUCUGAGCACAGAAGUUACCGGUAUUAUGGGCCGGGCGGAACGAAAAGCAGAAGCCCGUGAAGAAAUUGUGCGGCGUGAGCAGCACCGGGAGCGGCGGAGACAGAUCUCCCGAAUUUUCCACAAGCCGGCGGCCGAGCGGAGUCCCGGGGAUCGGGAGCUGCUGGAGAGCUAUGCGGAGCUGGUGCAGGAGCUGGAGAAGCAGGGGCUGCGGAGAGAACGGCUCCGGUACCGGGAGCAGGAGGUUGUUGAUGGACCUGAAAUCCUCCAGAAGAACGUUUUGGAGCUGGCAGACGCCGUACGUGGAGCGGAGCAUAUGGUGAUCUACACUGGGGCCGGGAUCAGCACGGCAGCUGCUAUUCCAGACUAUCGUGGACCAAGGGGUGUGUGGACUCUGCUGAAUAAGGGCAGGAGCGUGAGCACUGGUGAUUUAAGUGAAGCAGAGCCGACCUUCACACACAUGUGCAUCGCCAGAUUACACAAAGCUGGGCUGGUGCAGCAUGUAGUCUCCCAGAACUGCGACGGGCUUCAUCUUCGAAGCGGAUUACCACGAGACGCCAUCUCUGAAGUUCAUGGAAACAUGUAUAUUGAGGUCUGUACAUCGUGUUCGCCACACAGGGAGUACGUGCGCUUGUUUGACGUGACGGAGAGGACAGCCCUACACAAGCACAACACUGGACGCUCCUGCCACAAGUGCGGGGGUGAACUGAGGGACUCUAUUGUGCACUUUGGAGAGCGGGGGAAGUUGGCACAGCCGCUCAACUGGUUAGGGGCAGUGAAAGCUGCGAAGAAGGCGGAUGUCAUUCUCUGCCUCGGCUCCAGCCUGAAGAUUCUGAAGAAAUACCACUGUCUGUGGGCAAUGAAUAGACCUAGCACACGGCGGCCAAAGCUUUACAUUGUAAAUUUGCAGUGGACGCCUAAAGAUGCACUAGCCACCCGGAAAAUCCAUGGAAAAUGUGAUGAGGUCAUGCGGCUUCUGAUGGACGAGCUGAAGUUGGACAUCCCAGACUAUAACAGAUCCCUAGACCCAAUCUUUUCUAUGGCCGUACCCCUGCGCCCAGGAGAAGAAGCCAGCCACAGCCGUAAGCUCAUCGAGGCAGCGGAGACGCCGGAUACACGGCCGGAGCAGUCCCCGCAGGCGCUCAGUGGCGGCUGGUUUGGUAAAGGAUGCACCAAAGGAAGAAGGAAAGCCAAGUGACCAUGUCCUUACUGCCUGUGUCAUGCUGGGAGGCCUCCUCCUAUCACCCAUUUGCACUUUUGACCUUUUUUUUACAUUCAGUGUUUUUAAAUAAAACUUUCCAG
Messenger RNA from Bufo gargarizans (Asiatic toad), 2083 nucleotides. RefSeq names its product sirtuin 7 (gene SIRT7). Bases 738 to 1979 code for a protein of 413 amino acids. The record is from RefSeq and is a predicted model, not a curated record. NCBI's taxonomy places the organism in Eukaryota, Metazoa, Chordata, Amphibia, Anura, Bufonidae. Gene Ontology annotation, molecular function: NAD+ binding. The transcript has 10 exons.